UAAUGCGCGGAAAAACACGAGAUCGGAAAGUAUGUGCAUUUAGAUCUGCUAUUGUGUAGCACUUUAUAUUCCUGUGGACGAUCGACAGAAGUUAGCCACAAUGGCUGACAGUGAUAACGAAUGUAAAGUCUACGUUGGUUCUUUAAAGUUUGAGACGACCGAUGUCGGGCUUGCACAACAUUUUGGGGAGAUUGGAGAAGUUGUAAACGCUGUAGUUAUAAAGGAUCGUGAAACUGCAAGAUCAAGAGGGUUUGGUUUUGUCACCUUUAGUGACAGUUCAUCUGCAUCAAGAGCAUGUGAGAAGCUUGAUAAUACGGAACUUGAUGGCAGAUUAAUCAAAGUAUCCAAAGCAAACUCCCGUUCUGGUGGAGGGGGAGGCACUGAUGGCCGAUUUAGAAGCCGCGGAGGUAGAGGUGGUGGUGGCUAUGGAGGCGGUGGCUAUGGAGGCGGAGGCUUUGGUGGGGGAAGACGUGGUGGUUAUGGUGGAGGUGGUUUUAGUGGUGGUGGAGGUUAUGAAGGAAACUAUGGGGGUGGAAGCUAUGGAGGGAACUACAGCGGCAGUGGUGGCGGACAGUACACAUAUGGUGGUGGCAGCUCUGGUUAUUAUUAAAAGAAACAUGGCUCCAGAUAAGGCCAUCUGUUCUACUUCCAUGAUUCAACUCUGUUCCUGUCAGUCUGUUAUGCAUUGAUGUGCUGAGGUCCUAGAACAAGACAUAAAAAUUCAGUUUGCUGUCCUGAAACGUGAUGAAUGAUAAACCUCAGCUUAUGAUGUUCAGUGUGCUGAAGUUUCCUGUGUUAUUGUCCUGUGCACAUUCUGCUUUGAAAACCUCAGCUAAUGAUGUUUGGCUUUCUGAUGUUCUGAUGAUCCAUUUAUUGUGCAGAUAUGGUGACUUAUAUGAAGAGCAGAAAUUCAUACAUAGUUUUAGUUCUUGUUAGUUUAGUAAAGAUAUUUAGACAUUUUUUUUCUAUGCUCACCUGUUCAAAGGAGUUGAAAAACCAUCAUUGUACCUUAUUAAAAAGAAACAUCCACUU
Messenger RNA from Stylophora pistillata, 1032 nucleotides. RefSeq lists its product as uncharacterized. NCBI's taxonomy places the organism in Eukaryota, Metazoa, Cnidaria, Anthozoa, Scleractinia, Pocilloporidae. The record is from RefSeq and is a predicted model, not a curated record. Gene Ontology annotation, molecular function: RNA binding.